AUGCCGAGGAGUGUUUCUGUGAGACCACCAGCUAAGACCGAUUUCGGUCGGGAGGUCGCCAGGAGCUGCAGCCGACGCUUACUAAGAACCCUCAUCAACGAAUGUCAUAUUCGCCUGGGAAAGUACGGCAGAGAAAUCGAAAGGGAGAAAGCAGCAUGUGCAUCACACCUGGAGGAUCAAACACUACAAAACCUGGAGAGCUGGAUCUCGAUAAAGGUGAACGUAGAGCGAGGGAAGAAGAGGGUCCAACUCCUGAACAAAAUGCGUACCCUACAGCAGGCAGAUGCAGCUAUGUCAGAACCACCGUCCGUCCACAACCUCUCAUCCAAACAGCUGACAGACGACCAGAUUAAAGUGCUUCAGCACGAAUCUGGAUACAACACAGGUGACGCGCAGCCACUGGAUUUUAUUGCGGCAUUGGAAGCGACACUCGCAAAGACAGAUACCACAGAAGACUCCAAGAAAUCCAUUCGCCAGCGAGUCUCAUCGCUCAUCAUAUCCCACAAGCCACGUCGGACCAUCUCCUCGGUCGAAUUAAAGGCUAUUAGGGAAUUAAAGAUGGACGAAGAAAUAGUCAUUGUUCCAGCGGACAAAGGACGGGCAACCGUGAUCUUGGACAGAUCAGAGUACGUCGCAAAAGCCCAGGAACUACUAGACGACAACCAGUCAUACAGAGUCGUCGACUCUGACCCCAUAAAAACACUGGUAGGCAAAAUUAACAAGGGCUUAAAUCAGAUGAGGAGCCAAAAGGCGAUAUCUGAAAACGAUUGGAGACAAAUGAGACCGCAAGAUGCCGCUCCAGCGCGUUUCUAUGGUUUGCCAAAAAUCCACAAGCCAAAUGUCCCCCUACGGCCCAUCGUAGCGCUGAAAGGCACACCUACCUACGGACUGGCUAAAUGGCUUACCAAGCACUUAAAGAAGCUGACGGAAGGAUCCCAACACACAGCCGCCUCCUCAACGCACUUCCUAGAAAAAGUCCGAGGCGUGACAAUAGCCCCCGAUGAGAUCAUGGUAUCCUUUGACGUCGUCUCUUUGUUCACCUCCAUCCCUAAGGAUUUGGCCAUGAGAGUCAUCAGUGAGCUACUGGAACGAAAGUACGACGAUGAAGAAAAACCGUUUAAAAGGAAGCACGCGAUGGAGUUACUGGACUACUGCUUAUGCACGUAUUUCACUUUUAACGGCCAUACUUAUGAGCAAAUCCAGGGAACCCCUAUGGGAUCCCCGAUCUCCGGCUACCUGGCUGAGGCGGUACUACAGGAACUGGAAACUCGUGUAUUUCGGUCCUACAAGCCAAAAUUCUGGAUGCGCUAUGUGGACGAUACCUUUGUCGUCCUACACCGAGAUGCGAAGGAGGCCUUCAGAGGAGAAUUAAACUCCAUCUUCCCACAAAUCCAAUUCACAAUGGAGGAAGAAAAGGACGGAACGCUCUCUUUCCUCGACGUGCGGGUAACGAGGCAGGAAGAUGGAACCCUCCAGACCGGUGUUUUCCGAAAAGCUACAAACACAGAGAAAAUACUCCACUACAACAGCAACCAUCCGCUGUCGCAUAAACGCAGUUGCUUCCGGACACAUUUCCGCCGCAUCAACACGCACUGCAGCACAGAGGCCGAGAAGCUACAAGAGCGUGCGUCCCUGUGGCACCUCUUCCUUGUCAAUGGAUACCCACGUAGCUUCGUAAACAAAUGUCUGUUCCGAAGACACACGAAGACUUACGGUGAGGCGAACCAAAAACCUGAGGUACUCCGUGUCUUGCCCUACACGAGGAACGUCUCUGAGGCCACUGAGCGUAUGCUUAGACCACUUAACGUGGGCGUUGGACACCGACCGGAAGCCACCAUCCGCCGAUUAGUCAUGCAGCCAAAGGGUAGGCUGCCCCCUGAGGACAUGUCCGGUGUCAUUUACCGCGUCAACUGCCUAGACUGUCAGGCCAACUAUUGCGGCAUGACAAACAAACGACUUAAAACGCGCAUACAUGAGCACACCUUAGCCGUCAAGCGGAAAGAUGCGCGCUCACACGUCGCCAUGCACAGUCUAGAAAAUGGCCACCGGUUUGACUUUGACGGCGCCCAAGUGCUCGGCCGAGCGGAAAACAGACUGGCGCGAGAAAUAAUCGAGGCCUGGAAAACAGACACCAACUCCAUCAACCGCUGCGUCGAACUACCGGCACCAUACGAGGCCGCCAAACACCACCUACGCACCAGGGGAGGCCCAAUGAGGAUAGAAGUUGACGGCCCUAUCAGGCGAGAGCGAGAGGGACCUAUUUAA
Molecule: messenger RNA, 2265 nt
Organism: Spirometra erinaceieuropaei
Lineage: Eukaryota; Metazoa; Platyhelminthes; Cestoda; Diphyllobothriidea; Diphyllobothriidae
Source: the annotation of a GenBank genome assembly